AUGGAUGAUUCUUCCACCAUCGUCUGGCUUCAGAGUGCCAUCAAAUUUAACAGUGGAGGUCAUAUAAACCACUCGAUUAUUUGGAAGAAUCUGUCACAAGUUAAAGCAAAACUAGGUGGAGAGCCGCCAAAGCCUUCCCUGUGCUCAGCCAUUGACACACUAUAUGGUUCUCUCGAUGUGUUGAUUCAGAAAGUCAAUGUAGAAGGUACUGCCUUGCAAGGUUCUGGACAAUGGCUUGCUCUGGAUAAAGAGUGGAAGCAGCUCUCAGUUGAAACCACUACAGACCAGGAUCCACUUGUAACUAGAAGAUCAGCUUUGGUCUCGCUGAUUAGAAUAGAUGUUUGGGAGCAUAUAUACUACCUGCAGUACCGUGAUGUGAAAUCCAAUUAUCUAAAGAACAUAUGGAAGGUUAUUAACUGGAAAUAUGCAAGCAAAAUUUAUGAGAAAGAGUAUCCUCGAGACAACAAUAAGCUCUUAGUAUUGUGGUUAGGCUUUUUACUGAAUGUCGGAUCUGGUUUGUUCGAUUUGGAUCUCUCUGUUGGCUUGUUUGCAUCUAUUAUAGCACUUUUUGGAGGCUUCUUUGCCAGUGGUUUCAAAAGAGCCUUUAAAAUCAAGAUAUUGAUGAACCUCACUUUGAAGCAGCAGCAAGCUCUCUACAUAAAGCUUGGGGAGAUCUUGCACGAGAUACUUGUGGGAAAGUCUUAG
Juglans microcarpa x Juglans regia is the source of this 705-nucleotide messenger RNA. Its product is annotated as superoxide dismutase [Mn], mitochondrial-like. The coding region runs from base 1 to 705 and encodes 234 amino acids. Gene Ontology annotation, cellular component: mitochondrion. The record is from RefSeq and is a predicted model, not a curated record. Gene Ontology annotation, molecular function: superoxide dismutase activity; metal ion binding. NCBI's taxonomy places the organism in Eukaryota, Viridiplantae, Streptophyta, Magnoliopsida, Fagales, Juglandaceae. Gene Ontology annotation, biological process: superoxide metabolic process. The transcript has 8 exons.